This is a messenger RNA of Ceratotherium simum simum (southern white rhinoceros), 2734 nucleotides long. Lineage: Eukaryota; Metazoa; Chordata; Mammalia; Perissodactyla; Rhinocerotidae. The record is from RefSeq and is a predicted model, not a curated record.
AGAGUGCAGGCCUGAGGAGGGCAGGAGAAGGUGGGAAGAAAGAGGAAGAAAAGAGUUGAAGUGGGACCUAGUGGGUGGGCUGUGCCCCACCUAGGGGGGCAGAAAGCCCAAUGGGUCAGAGGGGCCACAAAGGCUCCCUUUACCCUUGUAGGGGGACUCCUGUGAGCAGCCUCCAUGAGGCCCUGGACCAGUGCAUGACCGCCCUGGACCUCUUCCUCACCAACCAGUUCUCAGAAGCACUCAGCUACCUCAAGCCCAGAACCAAGGAGAGCAUGUACCACUCACUGACGUACGCGACCAUCCUGGAGAUGCAGGCCAUGAUGACCUUUGACCCUCAGGACAUCCUGCUUGCUGGCAACAUGAUGAAGGAGGCGCAGUCGCUGUGUCAGAGGCACCGGAGGAAGUCCUCUGUAACAGAUUCCUUCAGCAACCUGGUGCACCGCCCCACUAUGGAGCAGUUCACAGAAGAGGAAAUCCACGCGGAGGUGUGCUACGCGGAAUGCCUGCUGCAGAGAGCCGCCCUGACCUUCCUGCAGGACGAGAACAUGGUGAGCUUCAUCAAGGGCGGCAUCAAAGUUCGCAACAGCUACCAGACCUACAAGGAGCUGGACAGCCUCGUGCAGUCCUCACAGUACUGCAAGGGAGAGAACCACAGGCACUUUGAAGGAGGAGUGAAGCUCGGUGUGGGGGCUUUCAACCUGACGCUGUCCAUGCUUCCUACCAGGAUCCUGCGGCUGCUGGAGUUCGUGGGGUUUUCAGGAAACAAGGACUACGGGCUGCUGCAGCUGGAGGAGGGCGCAGCGGGACACAGCUUCCGCGCCGUGCUCUGCGUCAUGCUGCUGCUGUGCUACCACACCUUCCUCACCUUCGUGCUGGGCACCGGGAAUGUCAACAUCGAGGAGGCAGAGAAGCUCCUGAAGCCCUACCUGAAGCGAUACCCUAAGGGCGCCAUCUUCCUGUUCUUCGCUGGGCGGAUUGAAGCCAUUAAAGGCAAUGUAGACGCCGCCAUCCGGCGGUUCGAGGAGUGCUGCGAGGCCCAGCAGCACUGGAAGCAGUUCCACCACAUGUGCUACUGGGAGCUGAUGUGGUGUUUCACCUACAAGGGCCAGUGGAAGAUGGCCUACUUCUACGCCGACCUGCUCAGCAAGGAGAACUCCUGGUCCAAGGCCACCUACAUCUACAUGAAGGCCGCCUACCUCAGCAUGUUUGGGAAGGAAGACUACAAGCCGUUCGGGGAUGAUGAAGUGGAGUUGUUUAGAGCCGUGCCAGGCCUGAAACUCAAGAUUGCUGGGAAAUCUCUACCCACGGAGAAGUUUGCCAUCCGGAAAUCCAGACGCUACCUCUCCCCGAACCCUGUCUCCUUGCCAGUCCCUGCUCUGGAAAUGAUGUACAUUUGGAAUGGCUACGCUGUGAUUGGGAAGCAGCCGGAACUGACAGACGGGAUGCUUGAGGUUAUCACCAAGGCUGAAGAGAUGCUGGAAAAGGGCCCAGAGAACGAGUAUGCAGUGGAUGAUGAGUGCUUGGUGAAGCUGCUGAAAGGCCUGUGUCUGAAAUAUCUGGGCCGUGUCCAGGAGGCCGAGGAGAGUUUCAGGAGCAUUCCUGCCAAUGAAAAGAAGAUUAAAUAUGACCACUACUUGAUCCCAAAUGCCCUGCUGGAGCUGGCCCUGCUGUUUAUGGAGCAAGGCAGAAACGAAGAGGCUGUCAAACUCUUAGAAACUGCCAAGCAAAACUACAAGAAUUACUCCAUGGAGUCAAGGACACAUUUUCGAAUCCAGGCAGCCACACUCCAAGCCAAAUCUUCCCUAGAGAAUGGCAACAGAUCCAUGGUCUCCUCAGUGUCCUUGUAGUUUGGUGCAGCACUCCCGGGCUGGAAGACGGAGACAGCUGGACAGAGCUCCUGGAAACAUUUCAGAAAGCCCCCUUCCCCCUGCCCUGCCCUGCCCUGCCCUGCCCUGCCUUUGGGGUCCACUGGUGCUCCAAUGGGAUGGCACGACAUAGGUAUCCGUGCAGCAGCGAAGCUGGCAUUGUCACCAGUGUGACCAAGGGCCUUUGCCAAGGACAGAGCAGGUGGACCCUCCGCCUGCCCUAUCACACAUACGGGUACUUGUUUUUCACUGUGAUGUUUAACAGAAUGUAUGAACAGUUUACAUUUUCCUUAGAAAUACAUUGAUGGGAUCAUAGUUUGCUUUUAAGAAAAAAAAAAGACCAACAACCAACCACCUGUAAAUCUUUGUUUUAACCCAUACUGAUCUAGAGGUAAAUCUAUAUGAUGCCAAAGGCCAGACUGCUGUUCAGACUUCAACAAGGUCUCAGCUUCCGGGCUGAGAGGACCCUUCCUGUCAGGAGGGUCUGCACCUCAGGCGUUGAGGCUUUUGGGGUCCGGCAUAGAGGUCGCACACAGACACCCACUACUUUACUUCUUGCACUUCAUUGUCACUCCCUUUGUAACUUUCCAAUUUAAGAAAAUCAAACAUGUCUUUUUAGUGAGAUAAUUUUCAUUUGAGUCCAUCUGUAGAAAAAUCAGUCUCCACCGGUAAGGAAUGGGGAUGCCCAGGCCUGAUGGAAGGGGCCCUUUCUAUGCCAAAGUCAAGAAGUUCGGGGUGGGGAGGUUUCACUGUAUGCCAAACUGGACCACUGGGAGUAAUUUAUGAAACGUAAAAAUCUUCUGUACUUCAGUCUGAGGUACAUUUAUUUACUGGCAGCAUUUUUCUUAGAAGUAGAAUAGUUAUUCUUG